UUGGACUGAAAUGCUAUAAAUUAGCUAAUGAUACGUAUAUUUAUUUACAACGAAAAGCAAAGAGGAAAAUUUUCCGAUUCGAGUUGGCAGAGAAGAUUCGUGUCCGCCCGAAUUUUAUGAGGAACGGCAAAACGAGCAAUAAAAGUUUUCACGUUUGAACUGAGACGAAAAGCAUUGAUUUUUCAACUUAUAGUUGAUGAAAAGUUUCGUGGCUGUUGUAAAUUUGUGCAUUUGAUUAAAAAUUUCACAGCGUCAGGAAUAUUGUGAUUUACUGUGAAUCUUCAAGCAAAAAGAUAAUCGAAAAAUUCAUGAUACGAUCGAGAAGUUUGUUUGAAGUCGAGUGUUUUUGUGAAUUAAUAUUGAAAAACUGAGUAAUUUUAAAUUGAUAUUUAGAAACCGUAAAAAGAGUUCACUUUUGUGUUAAGUACUUUGAAGAAGGAUGCGUACAAGUAACUGAUGCAAAUAUAUCCAUAAUAACAACGGGAAAAAUAAAGUGUGAAUACAUUUAUGAAACGAUUACUGGCGGCUGAUGAAUCGCAAGGAGCUGCAUUUAUUUUUUCUGGAUGUUUUAGGCUUAAAUAAAACAACGAUUAUAAAAAGUGAACAUAUUUAUAUAUAUGCUCAAAAUAUAUAAUAUUUCAUUCGAGUGAAAACCUGAAUGUAAUAAGAAAAAAUAUUUAUUCAUUGGAACACGUGAAGGUACACAAAAAAUAUGCCUCUAUUUGGCAAAAAAGAUUUUAGCAAAAAAAUUAAAAAGGAUAAUAAGGAGCUUAAUAAACAAGCAUCUAUAGAAGAGAAGUACAAUCUGCAUGGACUACUUGGAACAGGUGCGUUUUCUGAAGUACGUCUGGCUGAGAGCAAAGAGAAUCCUGAUGAACAUUUCGCAGUUAAGAUUAUCGAUAAAAAGGCGUUGAAAGGAAAAGAAGAAUCGCUUGAAAAUGAAAUUCGGGUACUAAGGAGGUUCAGUGCAAAUGAUUCCGACAACGGACAGCGAUUAGCACAUCCAAAUAUUGUUCAGCUUUUGGAGACAUUUGAAGACAAAUGGAAAGUAUACCUGGUGAUGGAGUUAGUAACUGGUGGUGAACUAUUCGAUAGAAUUGUAGAAAAAGGUUCCUAUACCGAAAAAGAUGCGUCUGAUCUUAUACGUCAAAUUUUAGAAGCUGUUGAUUAUAUGCAUGAACAAGGUGUUGUUCACAGAGAUUUGAAGCCAGAAAAUCUUCUUUACUACAGUCCUAAUAAUGACAGUAAAAUAAUGAUUAGUGAUUUCGGGUUGUCGAAAAUGGAAGACUCUGGUAUUAUGGCAACCGCAUGUGGUACACCAGGUUACGUAGCGCCCGAAGUUUUGGCUCAGAAACCAUAUGGAAAAGCGGUUGAUGUAUGGAGCAUAGGAGUUAUUUCUUACAUAUUACUCUGUGGUUAUCCACCAUUCUACGAUGAGAAUGACGCAAAUCUUUUCGCUCAGAUCUUAAAAGGGGAAUUCGAAUUUGACUCGCCAUACUGGGAUGAAAUAAGCGAAUCAGCUAAGACUUUCAUUCAAAACUUAAUGUGUGUUAACGUGGAUAAACGGUAUACCUGUAAACAAGCACUGGCACAUCCUUGGAUAUCUGGUAACGCAGCGAGCAAUAAAAAUAUUCAUGGUACAGUGUCCGAGCAACUUAAAAAGAACUUCGCGAAAUCGCGUUGGAAACAAGCAUAUUAUGCAGCGACCGUUAUUCGCCAAAUGCAACGGAUGGCACUGAGCAGUAAUAGUGGAUGUAGUAGUAGUAAGAGUAAUAUACUACCAACGGGAAAUGUAGUAUGUAGCAGCAGCGUUGUGAUGUCAGAAGAAGCUGAAAGACUUUUCAGCGGUAAUACUGAGGAGGCAAUUCGUAGAAAAAAUGUGAACUCAAUUUCCAACAGCAGCAGUUCUCCACAUGAGCUCUCAACUGAUUACAAUGUAUCUAUUGCCAAUGAACGCAAAGAUAACCAACAAUUGGAAAGUAAUAAUUGUAAAUGUAGCUCUCCUGCUUGUGUAAAUGGUAGUGAAACACACAUUUAAGCCAUUCCAAAAUAAAGGAAAAUACAAUCACUUAUAA
This is a messenger RNA of Bactrocera dorsalis (oriental fruit fly), 2075 nucleotides long. RefSeq names its product calcium/calmodulin-dependent protein kinase type 1 (gene CaMKI). Bases 713 to 2038 code for a protein of 441 amino acids. The transcript has 10 exons. The record is from RefSeq and is a predicted model, not a curated record. Gene Ontology annotation, molecular function: ATP binding; calmodulin binding; calcium/calmodulin-dependent protein kinase activity. NCBI's taxonomy places the organism in Eukaryota, Metazoa, Arthropoda, Insecta, Diptera, Tephritidae. Gene Ontology annotation, biological process: protein phosphorylation.